Molecule: messenger RNA, 3764 nt
Organism: Penaeus indicus
Lineage: Eukaryota; Metazoa; Arthropoda; Malacostraca; Decapoda; Penaeidae
Exons: 9
Coding region: 16-3591 (1191 amino acids)
Source: RefSeq, a predicted model, not a curated record
UUCUUUUUUUUGAAAAUGGCGCCCAUUCAGAUGGAAAAGUCCUACGUGAAAGUCUCCUCCACACCCGCUGCAAAAUGCUCUCGGCAGGCAGUGUCAAGCAGCAGAUCGUGGGAUGUGAUCCUUCCUAUCAGUCGCAGAGGAAGCUUCUUCCAAGACUCGUUUUUCUCUGACAUAUACAAGGAUUUUGACUCCUCCGUCAGGGAGGUGUUGGCCAGAUGGAGUGACGAAGAUUUGAAAGUGAAAGACUUCCGCCGGGAUGAUAUUAUGGACCGUUACAGACAGCUUCGAUCUCGUAACCUAAAUGAAGGGAACCAGGCUGUCACAGUCACAUCUGACAACACAAGUCAUAAGAUUGUGCUGGACGUGCAUGACUUCAUGUGUGGAGAUGUGAGAGUGAAAGUGUUGGACGAGGAGGAGUUGUUAGUGGAAGGACACGUGGAGAAGAAGGAGGAAGGAAGCUCAUCCGUCUCGUCACACUCCUUCAGACGCUACUUCUCUUUGCCUCAACACACAGACAUGACAGCGAUUACGUCCGUCAUGUCUGCAGAUGGUAUCCUCACAGUCACUGCGCCAAAAAUAAAAACAGAAAUGACAAAGGAAAAUGCAAUCAGUCAAACUUCCGCUUCGAAUCAUGAGAAAGUCGGCGAAACACGAAAACAAACAGCCUCUGAACACUUGUCUUCUACACGAAAAGAAAGCUGUUCGUGUGAUCUUGGUUUCAAAAGAACAGCUGAUUCCUCUGGGUUUGACUGCGGUUCGUGGGACACAUCCUUGCCCAUCACUCGAAGAGGAGGCUUCUUCCAGGACUCCUUCUUCUCCGGUACACAUCGCGACUUCGAUGCCUCCAUCAGGAAGGUCCUCAAUGGCUGGAAUGACGCCGAUCACCAGCUGGCGGACUUCUGGGACGAUGACGACUUCCACCGCAGCGACAGAUUGGGCCGCUACAGACAGCUUCGAUCGCGGAACCUGUGGAGUGACAACCAGGCCGUUACAGUUACUUCAGAUAAUAUUAGUUAUAAGAUCUUGGUGGAUAUGCAUGACUUUGUGGAUGGAGAUGUGAAGGUGAAGUUGAUGGGCGAGAAGGAGCUGUUGGUGGAGGCCCAGUCGGCCAGGUCCUCGCACACCUUCACACGCACCUUUUCCUUGCCUGAGUCCAUUGACAUAACGUCCAUCACGUCUGUCAUGUCGUCAGAUGGCAUCCUUACAAUCACUGCGUCCAAGAAGGAGAGUGAAACACAACAGAAGAUUACUGUCAUCCCCAUUAGUGUCAAGGAAACGCAUAAUGCUUCAGAAGUUCACAGCUCAACUUCCUCGACGACCUCGGGAGUUUCUGAGGAAACAGCAUCUGGCCAAGGAAUAUCCCACACAGCCCAAGAGGAGGAACGCAAAUACGCACGAUGCUUUCAGGAGAAUAUCGACGAGGACAAGACCCAAACUGCAACUUCCAAUAUCUCAAGCAACACCCAACAAUCAUUACAGAAGGAAUCGUCUGUCAUCACAGACUUUGCUUCCACAAGAAUUUCCGAUUCGCUGGGAGCUCAGAAAACUCCUGGGAAUAAGCAAGAAGACUCUUUGCCCAUCACGAAGAGAGGAAGCUUCUUCCAAGACUCAUUCUUCUCCGACAUACGCCAAGGCUUCGACGCCUCUGUCAGGGAAAUCUUGAAGAAAUGCAAUGACUCCGAUCUGACGGUGACAGACGAUGUCAGUCACAGUGACAUCUUGAGCCGCUACAGGCAGCUUCGAUCUCGAGACAUGAGGGAAGAGGACCAGGCCUUCUCCGUCACGUCAGACAGUGCUAGCCUCAAGAUCGUGCUUGACGUGUAUGACUUCAUGCGCGGAGACGUCAAGGUGAAAGUCGUAGACGAGAAGGAGCUGGUGGUGGAAGGACGCGUAGAGAAGGAGGAAGGAAGUUCAUCCGUCUCGUCACACUCCUUCAGACGCCGCUUUUCCCUGCCUCACCGCACUGACAUGACACACAUUACUUCUGUCAUGUCUUCAGAUGGUAUCCUCACAAUAACUGCCCCUAAAACGGCAGGAGAACCACAGCAAAACACGCACGUUAACUUCUCCAUGACUGAGGAAAGGAAGGAAUCAACGGUUCAAGACUUAACACCCAAGGCACUCUCGUCCACGACGGAGAAAAAUAUCUCCGUUCACGAGAAUCUUGUCAAUGUAGAUCAGAAGGACUUUGAGUGCGAACAAAAACACAUGUACGAGAACAAGAUGAGAAAGCUGGAGAAAGAAUUUGAAUUUCCUGCUGAAUCCAAGGAAGUUUUAAAGGCCAAGAUCUGUCAAAAUCAGUCUGUGGAUGAGUCUACAACUGCAUCUGUCCAUGAACAUGGAAACGAUACUAAUAAUCAGGAUCAUGAACUCAAACGACUGACUGAAACAAUCAAAUCAACAAUCACUGAGAAAGCCUCUUGUGAUGACUUUAUUUCUGCCCAUGAAGAACAACAAACAUCCAUGCAAUCUGAAUCUGAGUCAACAGAUGCAAUCACACUGCGCGAGGAAAUCUUGCCCAUCACUCGAAGAGGAAGCUUCGUUCAGGAUUCCUUCUUCCUCGAUGUCCACCAAGAGUUUUACACUGCCAUCAGAGAGGUCCUGAAGAAGUGGGUUAGCGCAGACAAUGAGGACUUCCUUAGUCUAAGUCACAGCGAUAUUCUGAACCGCUACAGACAGCUUCGAUCCCGUAAUUUGAGGGAAGAAACUCAAGUCUCUAUCGUCACGUCCGACAACACUAGUUACAAGAUCGUGUUGGACGUCCAAGACUUCAUGAAUAGGGAUCUGAAGGUGAAGGUGGUGGGCGAGACGAAGGUGGUGGUAGAAGGACGUGUGGCGAAGAGAGAAGGAAGCUCAUCCGUGUCCUCAUGCUCCUUCCGACGCUGCUUCUCCUUGCCAGAGUAUAUUGACAUGGCAACCAUCACGUGCAUCAUGUCUUCUGAUGGCAUACUCACAAUCAUCGCUUCAAAAAUGACAGAAGAAUCGGAAGAAGACAAAGUGGUCAGCUCCAUUGAGGAAGUUCAAGAAUCCUCUGAAGUUCAACGCUCGGUAUCCCCAACUAAUGAAACAAUCUCUCUCCAUGAGGAAUGUGAAAAGGCAAGCAAAGCCACAUAUGACUGCAUGGAUUCUAUGGCAGAAGAUACCAGCAUUGAGUUCGAAGAUGUAAAGACUCCACUCUCUGAAGAAAUGUGUCACUCAGUGAAAUCUGAGACAGCUCAACAGUUCCUUCUGUCGACUGAUUCUGCAGCAACAUCGAGUCAUGAUACUGAUUUCGGCAUUGUAGAAACUCAAAAUCAGAGCAAAGACACUAUUGGCACACUAGAAUCUAUUGUAACUGAAGAAGCGAUGGCUGAUGAUUCAGCUUCUGUGUCUUACUCUGAGUCUGCAGAAAUUACAGAAGCUUCCCUAUGUCGCCGAAGUUCGAUUGGCUUGAAUGAAACGUUUGGUGAUAAUUCUGAAUCACGUGACUUUGGAACUUCCCAGGAUUCUCUUCCUUCUGUCAUUCCCGAAGAAGAAAACGAAUCUGAAACUGUUGGAGUCCUUCAUCUUGAUGACUCCCAACAGGCAAUUGAAAAUCUUGACCUGCACUGACUCACAAGAAUCUGUUAGCAUUCUUGAUGCAAAGGAUUCAGAAGCUGUUGAAAUACUUGAUCUGAAAGACUCACAGGAAUCUGCUGACAUUCUUCAAGUGAAAGGUUCAGAAGCCGUUGAAAUUCUUGAUCUGACAGACUCACAAGAAUCUGUUGACAUUCUUGAUACAAAAG